GUGACGGCGGCGACCCCGCCCCUCAGGCCGCUCCUCCCUCUCGGGAAAGGGGCACUGAGCGUCGGCUCCCUGCGCGCGCGCCCCGCCAUGGGGACCGAGCUCGGGCAGGCGGGGGGAGGGGCCGCUGUCACGACGCUGAGUGAUCUAGCGGAUGUCUGAAAGUUGACUUGAGCAUAAGCAGUGAGAUGUUUUGCCAUUUGGGGGCUGUGAGGAGGUUGUGUCUGGAGAAAAUAUUGCUACAAUGGGUUCUUCAGGCAAGACCUUUGUCAGGGGCUGAAGCCGUCAAUGCUCUCAGACCUUUCUAUUUUGCUGUGCAUCCAGAUUUCUUUGGCCAGCAUCCCAGAGAAAGGGAAAUCAAUGAAAACUCUCUUAAGAGGUUAAAUGGCUAUUUGGAGAAUCUCCAGAAACCAGGAUUUAAAUCUUUUAAGCCAACUCAACUCACUUUUUAUGUGAGAGAGAGAGAACAAAACUCUUCUGAUGUCCAAGAAUCCUUCAGUGCUGCAGUGCCUUAUCUAAUACCCAUUGAUGUCCAUUGGCAUUGGAUCAGGCCCUUAAAGGCUAUCCCAGGUUUUCGAGCCGUCAGUUUUACUUUGCACACCAGGGACUUACUAAGCACAGUAUUGGACAUUCUCAACUCCUGCAGCUUAUCUACUGAGCAUGUCCAAAGUGUGAACUCUCAGCCUCAUAAAGAAGUAAAAGGGACGUUUUACAGGCCUAUCAAAUGGGACAAGACUUACUACUCGUUUACUGGAUUCAAGGAUCCUGAGGAAGAACUAGAACAAGCCCAGAGGGUGGAAAUUACUCUAAUCUCCUGGUUAGAUAAUAGUGAAAAAAGUGCAAUAAAGAAGCUGAGAAAGAGCUUACCACUUAGGGAAGAACUAAACCGUUUAAAAGAUGAACUCACUCAUCAGCUACAGCUCUCUGAUAUCAGGUGGCAAAGAAGCUGGGGUAUUGCCCAUCGUUGUAGCCAGCUACACAGUCUAGGUCGUUUAGCUCAGCAGAGCCCAGAAGUACUGAGGAACGUUAAAGGACACACAGUAGUAUUCACGGACUGUUCAGGUAUGAGUGCAACAGGCCAUGUCAUGCUAGGCACAAUGGAUGUUCACCAUCACUGGAUCAAAAUUUUUGAAAGAUUGCCUAGCUAUUAUAAACUUCAAAAGAAGAUGCUGCUUUUGGAGGACCGUAUAAGUCAUCUUCUAGGAGGCAUACAAAUAACAUACAUUGAAGAGCUGCAGCCACUGUUAACUCUUGAAGAGUAUUACACCAGUCUUGAUGCUUUCUAUAAUAGAUUGCUUAACAGUAAACUAUCUUUUCAUCCUCGUAGUCUGCGUGGCUUGCAAAUGAUUCUAGAAAGUGAUAGGUAUGCUCCAAACUUGCAUGAACUUGGGCAUUUUAACAUCCCAACAAUGUGUGAUCUAGCAACCCUUCAGUGGUUUAUUAUUACCAAAGCACAGCAAGCAAGAGAGAAUCUGAAAAGAAAGGAAGAGUUGACAGUGAUGGAAAAAGAGCUAAUCAGUGCUUCCACUGAAAAAUUUUCUCUGAAACAGCUGUUGCAGCCCAGGAUUACGAGGGCUCACCAGGCCUGAACAGAUCAGGGAGCCUGUCUCUCCUGUGCUCUCAAUGUCACCCUUAUCUGAAGUCCACACCAAGGCAGUAUGGAGGAUGUAGCCAGUUGAUUUGAAGGUAGAGGGAACAAAAGCUGGACCUGAGCAGAGAGAAAGGAGUAGAUUGGGACAAGGAGUCUUCUGAAAGUGUGACUGGAAUGGGGAAGUAACUAACUAGAAGCUGAUUGGUAGUGAGAGACUGGGCAAGAAGGAGACUGGGACUGGGAACCAGUUUGCUGGGAGGGGAAGAUAUUGAGAUCAGAUGAGGAACUAAGAUGAGGCAGGGACUAGGAACCAAUGUGGCAGGCACUUGGGAGGAGAGACAUCUGUCAAGGAGUUGGCUAUAGGGGAGAACUGGGACUGGCUGGGUGAAGACACCGAGACAAGGAGUCUAGGUGGGAAACGGGGACCGAGAUUGGAUGAGGAGCCCAAGAAGGGAGAUUGAAACUAGGAGCUAGUGUGGAGAGGGGUCAGACCAAUCAAAAGCCAGGUGCGGAGAGACUGGACCUGGCUGGGCAAGGCGUUGGGGUAGGGAGUGGGGAACUGUGACUAGCUAGGCGAGGAGAUGGGGACUGGGUGGGGGGAGGGAAAGAGAUGGGGAGCCAGGCAGCAGAGGGGAUGGGGACAGCAUGCCCAGGGGGAAAGACAGAUUGGCUGGACAAGGAGACUGAGAUGUGAAGACUAAGGAAUGGACGCUGGGAGUGGCCAGGUGAGGAGAAUGGGACUGACACAAGGAGCCAGGGCUGAGGCAGAGAGAGGACUGGGACAAGUUAAAGGGAAAGGGAUGGGACAGAAGGGGUCAGGCUUGUGGGAAAUGGGAAGGAGUGUCUGUGCCCACUGGAGCUUGGGUUCUAUUCCAGAAUCCCCAUUCAGAGUCUAGAAUAGAACCCAAGAAUGCAGAGUCUCGCCAUUCCUUUGCUGUCAGCAAACAUCUGUGAAACCCUUGUCAUAGUGUGUCCCAUCCCCCACUAGUACUGGUCCACGUAGAGGAUGACAGCCUACUCCUGCUAUCAGUUACUCUAUUGGCUCAAAUGAGAGAGGUCCGUAUGGUGAAUCUAAAGGUUUCAACCCAGUUGGUGACCCAUGUGGGUGUCAAUAUGAUGUCACAUUGUGGAAUUUGUUUUUUCAGUUUCUUUUAAAAACAACUAGGAAAUAACACACAAACUAUGUUCAAAAUUCAGUAUUAAGGUUGCAGAAUUAAGCACGCAAAAGUUAGGAAAUACCAGAAUGUAGAUUGCCUAACUCAACCCUCAGCAUUCUUCACGUCUGUUUUUUGUGUAGAAUGAGAAAAAAGGGUGGUGAUCAAUAACUACUAUUAAUCAUAAUAAAAAUCCAAAGCCAGUUCUAUUUUUGAGUAUUCAUUGAUUUCACAUUUAAUAAUCAGAUUGGCUGAGACUUGAGACUUUUCUUCUCUCUUGUUUAGAAAUUUUGACUAUUUAAUCAAAUAUUUGUAGAAAAGGUGGGUAACAAUUCUUGAAUCUCAACCAGUGAUCAAAGAUUUGAGAGGUGGGCCAUCCAUUAUCAAACCAGGACAUUCCAGAUCAUGUCAUUCAGACUUCAAGAAGUAGUUUAAUCUUUACUGUUGCUUUAGAAAGGAAAUUGAAAAGACAUGGUGCUGAAACACAAGAGAUCAUUAAUCUUUUCAAACUGAUAAACAUUUAAUUAUUAAAGAAUAAUUCCCACAAUAAUUCCAAUCCUAUGUACAGCUGUGGCUGUAUGAUAUUCAUGCUCUGGCAAACAGCAUUAAUUUUGGUAAUUGUAUGUCUAGCAUUUUAAAGUACUUGAAACCAUUAUUCUGGUGGUGUGAUAUGUGAAGACAUUCCCCAGUAUCCAAAACAUUCUCCCCCCAUAUUUACUCACUAUGCCUCUUUCACUCCUAGCGCUGUAUAUGAAAACUGUGAAACUGUUGCCCAUCUUGUCAUUGUAUAUUUGGCUUAUACAUACUAUGAUCUACUUUCAGGAACUAACAAUUUUUUGUAUCCACUUGCAAUUUAGAAGGUGUUGAAGUGUCAAUUUUGAAUCUCAGGGUUUAUCUACAUGGCUACUUAGUGUACAGUAAGAUGGGGUGGGAAUGUACAGAACGCUACCCUGUGUGCUAAUUGGCCUUGUGGAUCUUGCUACUGCACACUAAAAGUUCCGUACUUGUAAUGCACAGUAACAGAGUCCACACAGCCAAUUAAUGCGCAGCAGGCUAGUGCACUCUGCAUUCGGCACCCUGGCUUGCUGCUAAGUAGCUGUGUAGACAAGUCUAUAUUAGAUGUGUGUGGGGAUGGGAUAGGAAAGGAAAAUUCUCCCAUAAAGGACAGGUGGCUGAUUAACAAUGUAAGUGGAUUAAUAAUUCAUAACUUUUUCUUGUAGAAAGGAAAUUAGAUAUAUAGCCUAAAUUGUGUUCACUGUAGCUGAAAUAACCUGUUCCUCUUAUGAGGAAAAGGUGAAACUAAAGCCUGUUAAUUAAAACUUUUGUCAUUCUCCUAAGAUGCAAGCGUUUGUCCACAAAGAGGAUAUUUGUAUGAUUUUAUGGGUAUAUGUAUAUUUAUAGAUUGUGAAUUGUAAAUGUAUGUAGUAGUGAAUGUCUCAAUUUUUUCUUUAUAAAUGUGCACUUUUGGUGAUGCUACAGGCCAAGUCAUAUCUGACCCAAUUGACAAGGAAAAAGUUUAAUUAUGGCAAAACGUUUAAUGUAAAUUUAGAAAGAUACAGAUUCAGUCUUUCCCUGCAUAAGCUGAAUAGCUGAAUAUUACAGAGAGUACUUGGUUUAGUUCUUAAAUUAAAGAGAUUAAAAAUUGGGAAUCUCAGUCUUCUCAUGGAUUCCAAGAGCGGAAGGGGCCAUUGUGAUCAUCUAGUCUGACCUCUUGUAGGCCAUAGAACUUCUCCAAAAUAAUUCCUGGA
Molecule: messenger RNA, 4490 nt
Organism: Gopherus evgoodei (Goodes thornscrub tortoise)
Lineage: Eukaryota; Metazoa; Chordata; Testudines; Testudinidae
Gene: TCAIM
Product: T cell activation inhibitor, mitochondrial
Exons: 13
Coding region: 186-1586 (466 amino acids)
Cellular component (GO): mitochondrion
Source: RefSeq, a predicted model, not a curated record